UAGAAGCAAACAAAGGAGGAUGCCGAUCUGCGCGCGGGAGCCACCUCCCCUUAAAAUGCCGCUCUUCUGUUUAAUGAUGCUGAAAUAACAUACAACCAUGUAACACAUGUCUAUUAUUACACGGAUAAAUGAAGUGGCGUAGGAUCUGAUGGAGCAAGCGGGAGGAGAGAGAGAGUAUGUACUGGGUCGCUGGAUUCGCCUCCUCCCGGUCGCUCGUGAUUGAUCUCGGCCGGAAUCAGAGCCCGUCCUUCGGGUUGUGCGGCUCUGAUGAACGUCACUCAUUUUAUGGGUACAUAGUAGCCGUUCCGCUGCAGGAUUUUGGUGGUAUCAUGUCGGGAUUGGUGUCGGAUUCCUGGUGGAGGAAGACUCUUUACAUCACCGGAGGUGCGCUGCUGGCCGCGGCGGCUUAUUUGCUGCACGAGCUACUCUCCAUCAGGAAAGAGCUAGAGUUGGACUCUAAGGACGCCAUCAUCCUCCAUCAGUUCUCGAGGCCAAAGAACGGGGUGCCAAGCCUGUCACCUUUCUGCCUGAAAAUGGAAACCUAUCUGCGCAUGGUUGAUCUGCCCUAUCAAAACUACUUUGAUGGAAGCCUCUCUGCUCAGGGCAAGAUGCCUUGGAUUGAGUAUAACUAUGAACAGGUGUGCGGAACUGAAUUUAUUUUUGGCUUCCUGGAGGAAAAACUGGGUGUGAGUUUGAACAAGAGUCUGAGCGCUCAGGAGCAGGCAGUAGCGCGGGUUAUCACCACAAUGGUGGAGGAACAUUUGUACUGGACCAUCGCAUAUUGUCAGUGGGUGGAUAAUGUGCAUGAGACGCAGAGUAUGCUGGACCUUCCUGGACCCCUCAGUGACCUGCUCAAAUGGAUUAUGUGCCAUCUGACAGGUGGAAUUGUAAAGAGGGAGAUGUAUUGUCACGGGAUUGGCUGCUUUACUAAAGAGGAGGUCUACACGCUCAUGGAGAAGGACAUGCGCACACUGGCCACACUGCUAGGGGACAAGAAGUACAUCAUGGGUUCCGAGCUGUCCAGUGUGGAUGCUACAGUGUUUGGUCACCUUGCACAAGCCAUGUGGACGCUGCCUGGCACACGGCCCGAGCAGCUUAUUAAAGGAGAACUGAUUAAUUUGGCCAUGUACUGUGAGCGCAUACGGAGGAAGUUCUGGCCCGAGUGGUUUGUGGACUUAGAAGACUUCUGUUAUGACAGCGACAAUGACACCACCAGUGGGACGCCCACCUGCCUGCUGGACCUUGCACUCUUUUCCAGGACAGACACUUUAGAGGAAAGUGAAUUAAGCUCCCCGUCACACGCUGACACACACUCGCAAGACACACAGCAUUCCGGACACUCGCUCUCUGACUCUGACAUUGAAGUAGAUGUUGAAAUGCUGAAUUCAGAUGUUGAGCAGCAGGUCAAGGGUUAAAUCAUGUCACCUCUGCCCUUUGUCAGAUGCUACUGGUUAUAUUACAGCGAGUUCAGCUGUUGUCACGGGUCACAUUUUCCUGUCUGGAUGAACCCCACUUCGAUGGACCUGAAGAAGAGAGUGUGUGUAUAUGCGUGAGACAUAAGGAGUUUUAACAUGAUAUCAAUCAUGGAUGGAUGCAGGUGAGACGUAAAAACUGUUAUUUUACAUCUUGGAAUAGUUGCGGUAUAUGAGUUGCUGCACAGUUUCAGUCUAGGUAGUUGGCUUUCAUUUUUAAAGAAUUUUUUUUUUCUUUAACAUUUGGGAUGGGAACCAUCUAGGCAGAGUCACCCGAGGUUUCAAUUGUUGUAAAACUUUCAGUGUCUUACUGCUGUAAUGCCUGAACUGAUACUGCAGCGACAUCAUUGUUAACAUUACUGUACAAACAGCAGCUCAAACUUUUAAUGUUGUUCCAAUGUCAGUCAUUGCUUAUUUCUUUACAAAACUGAUCAUACAAAUAUUUGAUCUCAACAGAAUCAUGGAGCAAAAUAUUGUAACUUGCAGGAUGUUUGUGAGGCUGACAGUUAGACUUCAGAGGAUUGACUGAUUUCCUUUGUGCCAACAUGAACUUAAAAGUUUUCAUUGAUUUUUAACACUGAUAUUUCCUGCUUACAGAUCAGUUAAAGAAUAUGAGAUUCGUAUGGAAAAAAAGAUUUAUGAAGCGUUUAAUUCUGUUUUGGUCUCGCAUCUUAAAGCAGUUCACUCAUAAUAAAAACCGAUGUCAUAAAUUACUCAUACAAAGUUAAAUGACUCAUGUAAAACGCAAAAGAAGAAACUUUCAAUAAUGUAUUUGUCACUUUUUAACGUGAAUUUCCAUGAAAGGAACUUUUUAAAGCCUUUUGGAGCUCACAAAUAUUCCAGUCCGUUCUCAUUGUAAUUGCAUAGAAAACAGCAAUGAACAUGAUUUAAAUCUCCUUUUGUGUUCCAUCAAAAAAAGAACGUUGGUAGCACUUUACACUAAGCUAAAUAUUACUUCUACAGCAUUUAUUCAUUUUACUUCAUGUUAAUUUAAGUAUUUACUAAAUCAAAAGUUAGUAAGUGCGCAGUGAACUAACAUGAACAAUUGUAUUGGCAUUCACUAACAUGAACAAAAAUUAAUAAAUGGUGAAAAAACAUAUCGCUCAUUGUUAGUUCAUGUUAGCUAAUGCAUUUUCUAAUUUGAACAAAUAGAACCUUAUUGUAGUGUUACCAGAAUUUGGACUGGAAUAAGCGAGAAUGAUGACAGAAUUGUCCAUUUUGGGUGAACAGAAAUUACAAAACGAGUCCAAUCAUAAAUAUUUAGGCUGAUCAUGCAAUAAAAUAGAAUCCCUUUAUAUAAUUAUCAUUUAUUUGGGCUCCAGUCUAUAUCAUCAGUUUCAGCUGACCUUUGAUCGGACUGAAUGGUGCUUAAUGCCUGUGUGCCUGACUGCAGCCGUUCGUAUAAGCCCAAGAGACCUUUCUCUCUAUCCCCUGUCUCUCUUCCUGCUAGCGAUAUUGGUUCUACAUUCUAGGCCUGUGUUCUUUAUAUGCUACCACUAGAGGGCACUGUGACCAUUCACACUAUACGUGGGUCCCAUGCAGACGCUUUUAUCGCCCUCACAUUCAUCCCUGCGAGCGUCUGCCUUAAAAGACCAUUUUAAAAUAUCAAUAACAACAAUAGUGAACACUGAACAGUCAUCAGCUUUGUUGAUGUAGGAGUCAGACUGAUUAUGCAUUAGGGUUGUGAAAAUGUUUUUCUUCCUCCAUGUGUGUGAUUGGGGCACCAAAGUGUAGCGCGUGUAUACUUAUGCAGAUUUGCCUUAGUUGAGGGAAAUGUUAAUGUGAUCAGCAGUCGCAUGAUGAGUUUACCCUCUUUCUGUUGAAUUUACUUGAAACCCAAGCCGAUACUCAAAAUGACUUGAUUUAUAUCCCUAGGGUACUUCUAACUUUCAUGCAGAGUUAUGUUGUUUACUUUUAUUAUCGUUGUUUUGCACUUUUUUCAAUUGUUGAAAGAUCUUGGACAAUGUUAAGAUAUAGAUGGGAAAUUUACGGAAAAUAAUAGCAGUGAAACAGGGUCCAUUCAAUCAGAUAUGUUAAACGUGUGUGUAUGAUAUGGUUACCUGUUAACAUCAUUUGCCUGCAUGUGUGGUUGUGUGUGCGUCUACCAAUGUGCUCUGGUGUAAACCGCACCAAAAUCCUCGAUCAAAUUUUUAUUCUCUGUAUAGAAUUCCUCUCUAUAUCUGUAUCCCUCGAGUCUGGUUGAAGGUGGAGAUAAACAACCUCAUUCUCACAUGUAAAUAUGAAAUAACUUGCAGCUUACUAUUGGAUACAAAGUAUCACGGUAUGAAAAAUAUCUAGGUCCUUCAGUGACCCGAAAGUCAUGCCUGAGAAUUGAAGAAAUACUUCAAAUUUGCCUUUUUGACUCCUGAUAACAGUUUCACGUUUGAAACCACGCGUCAAUAUUCAACUAUCUGAUCUGUUUACUUACAAUAUAUUCGUAUAUACAUUGUAGAUGUUUAUUUAUUUUAAGAACAUAGCUGGAUUAUGUUCUUAUUAAAGAGAUGUCAAAGUUAGUUUUGGUAGAGGUCUGUUACUAGCUUGAAGCCAUAUUUUACGAAGUUGAUUUCUUGUCUGUGGAGGCAAAAUGAUGGUUAUAAAUAUAUGUCUAAUUCUACCAAAUCUGAAUCGGCUACAGAAUACUGUGCAUAACUGAGACCCUCAUGAGUGUUUAUUAGUUAUCCUGAAUUGGCUGGUUGUUUAACAAUUAAAAACAUUAAUUAAAAUAGCUGUGACAAUUUCAAUGUAUGUGCGUGUAAGUUUAUUUUUUUUCAAUGAAUGCAAGAACACAGCUCACAGUAUUCGAAGCACACUUCUGUGAUCUUUAGUUUUUAACCCAGCUGUUAUUGUCGUUUGAUGGUUUUAAUUUAUUCAGCAAGUCCAUAGAGCAAGACGCGCACGUUAAAGGGAUACUCCAACCAAAAAUGAAAAAUUUGUCUUCAUUUACUCACCCUCACGUUGUGCCAAACCUGUAUAAAUUUCUGAUGAACACAAAGGAAGAUAUUUAGAAGAAUGUUAGCUACUGACAUUUCUGGGACAUCUGUGACUACCAUAGUAGGAAUAAAUUGUUAUAUAUAUAUAUUUUAUAUUGUUUUUAAUUUUGUUCUGUUAAGCACAAAAUUAGAUAUUUUGUUGAAGAAUUUAGGAAAGUUAAAAGUUGUAGGGCACCUUUGACUGCCAUUUA
Triplophysa rosa is the source of this 4653-nucleotide messenger RNA. It is a transcript of the gene faxcb, whose product is annotated as failed axon connections homolog, metaxin like GST domain containing b. NCBI's taxonomy places the organism in Eukaryota, Metazoa, Chordata, Actinopteri, Cypriniformes, Nemacheilidae. The record is from RefSeq and is a predicted model, not a curated record. The transcript has 6 exons. The coding region runs from base 177 to 1415 and encodes 412 amino acids. Gene Ontology annotation, cellular component: cytoplasm.